Molecule: messenger RNA, 1282 nt
Organism: Amborella trichopoda
Lineage: Eukaryota; Viridiplantae; Streptophyta; Magnoliopsida; Amborellales; Amborellaceae
Product: flavonol synthase/flavanone 3-hydroxylase
Source: RefSeq, a predicted model, not a curated record
CAGCAGCACCAAGAGUGAAUAGAGAAGGAAGAGCUUAGAAGAUGGUGGCGGAGAGAGUGCAAGGGCUGGCUCUGGCUGGUCUCGACAAGCUGCCCCCCCAAUUCAUCAGGCCCCUGAACGAGAGGCCGGAAAAUAGCAAGGCCCUGACGGGACUCCAUGUCCCCACGGUGUCAUUUUCUCCGGAUUGCAAGCAAGCAGCCAAGGGCAGCGAGGAAUGGGGCAUCUUCCAAUUAACAGAUCAUGGUAUUUCACCAGAACUUUUCCGUCGUCUGAAGGAGGCUGGUGAAGGAUUCUUCAGUCUCCCCCAAGAGUACAAAGAGCAAUAUGCCAAUGACUUUGCUGGCGGCGUCUUCGAAGGGUAUGGUACCAAGCUUGCGAAGAAUCCAGACCAGAAACUGGAGUGGAUCGACUACUUCUUCCAUUUCAUGUGGCCAACAUCGAGAGUCAAUUACGACAAAUGGCCCAAAAGCCCCCUGAAUUACAGGGAAGUGACAGAGGAGUACGGGGAAGAAAUGAAAAGGGUUGCGGAGGGGGUUCUGGAGGCUCUGUCGGUGGGGUUGGGACUGGAAGCAGGGGCUUUGAAAGAAGCAUUGGGUGGUGAGGAGAUGUCCUUGGAGAUGAAGAUAAACCUGUACCCCCCAUGCCCACAACCCGAGCUGGCCUUGGGAGUGGAGGCCCACACUGAUAUGAGCGCCCUCACAAUCCUCCUCCCCAACCAAGUACCUGGCCUUCAAGUCAUCAAAGAUGGGUCCUGGGUGUCUGUGGACUAUGUUCCUGAUGCCCUUGUUGUGCACGUGGGAGACCAGAUUGAGGUGUUGAGCAAUGGAAGAUACAAAAGCGUUCUCCACAGGAGCUUGGUGAGCAAGGACGAAACACGUAUGUCAUGGGCAGUGUUUUUCGUGCCUCCACCGGACAAAAUCAUUGGGCCUCUUCCCCACCUCCUAAACGAGACUAAUCCACCAUUGUUUUCAACUAAAACCUUCAAGGACUUCCAGCAUCGUAAGAUCAACAAGCUUUCUCAAUAAGAGCGCGCUCUCUUCUUGUGUUUGCUACGGGACCAAUAAUUAUCCCUUUAUGGUUUGACGCUUGGGAUCCUUUCUCAGUAUUUCCUUUGUAGGACUUUUAUAAGAACACCGAUAUAGUUGUUGGGUGUCUUAAGGGUUGAGAAAUAAAUAUUGAUAUUAGGGCAGUGGUUUCAUGUAUUGGUUGUAUCACAAUAUUAUCUCAUGACUCUUCUAGAAAAUCAUGUUUGUGGUAUUUGUAUGACACAAAAUUUUGCAUA